Messenger RNA from Stylophora pistillata, 2087 nucleotides. RefSeq names its product sperm-associated antigen 6. Lineage: Eukaryota; Metazoa; Cnidaria; Anthozoa; Scleractinia; Pocilloporidae. Gene Ontology annotation, cellular component: microtubule cytoskeleton. Gene Ontology annotation, molecular function: microtubule binding. The record is from RefSeq and is a predicted model, not a curated record. Gene Ontology annotation, biological process: cilium movement.
ACAGCUUUUAGAGUGCAGUACGUCCGAAUGCGAUUUUAGUAGUGCUUGGUUUGGACAGAAACAUCCCUCUAAAGAGAGAAAUGAGUUCAAGACAGGUUAAACAAGUGUUUGAGAAGUAUCAAAAAGACAGGACGGCUUUCGUUCAGAAAGUCGCCGAUCUCGCAAAUCAGCCGGAGAACAUCGAAACUCUUCAGAAUGUUGGUGCAAUGGCUCUACUGAGACCACUUCUCCUGGAUGUUGCCCCCAACAUUCAACAGACUGCUGCAUUAGCUCUCGGUAGACUGGCAAAUUACAAUGAAGACCUUGCUGAGGCUGUUGUGAAGGGAGACAUUCUACCGCAGUUGGUUUAUUCUUUGGGAGAGCAAAAUCGAUUUUACAAGAAAGCUGCUGCAUUUGUACUACGGGCUGUGGCAAAACAUUCCCCUCAGCUAGCACAAGCUGAUGUAGACUGUGGUGCCCUGGAGGCUCUUGUCAUCUGCUUGGAGGAGUUUGACCCAGGGGUCAAAGAGGCAGCAGCUUGGGCCCUUGGCUAUAUUGCAAGACACAAUGCGGAGCUCUCCCAGGCAGUAGUUGAUGCAGGAGCUGUCCCACUGCUGGUCCUCUGCAUUCAAGAACCAGAAAUGCCUCUCAAGAGAAUUGCUGCAUCAGCACUGAGUGACAUUUGUAAGCAUUCACCUGAGUUGGCCCAAACAGUGGUAGAUGCAGGAGCUAUUGCUCACCUUGCUCAGAUGAUUCUUAAUAAUGAUUCAAAACUGAAGCGUCACAUUUUCUCUGCAUUGAGCCAAAUUGCCAAACAUUCUGUUGACUUGGCUGAGAUGGUUGUUGAAGCUGAGAUAUUUCCAGCUGUUCUAGCCUGCCUUAGAGAUGAAGACGAGUAUGUGAAAAAAAAUGUGGCAACUUUAAUCAGAGAAAUUGCUAAACACACACCAGAGCUUGCUCUUUUGAUAUCAAAUGCGGGAGGAGUAGCAGCUGUGGUUGAUUUCAUAAAAGAAUCAAGAGGAAAUGUGCGAUUACCUGGCAUUAUGAUGCUUGGAUAUGUUGCUGCUCACUCAGAAACACUUGCCAUGUCUGUCAUUCGUGCAAAGGGAGCAAUUGUGUUAGCUGGCAUUAUAUCACGAAGUGAGCUUGACCACACCCUGCAGCAGCGUUCCACCCAGCUAAGAGGGAAUGAAGAAGAUCACAUACAGGCUGCUACAGCUUGGGCCCUGGGUCAGAUUGGAAGACAUACACCAGUCCACGCAGAGGAAGUGGCAGGCACUAAUGUGUUGAAGUCCUUGUUGGAUUGUUACCAAGACUCUUCUAGCUCAGAGGACCUACAAGCUAAGUCCAAGAAAGCUCUGACCAACAUCCUACAGAAGUGCGUGUCUUUGCCAGCGUUAGAACCUCUGCUGAAAGACGCACCGCCAAACAUCUUGAAACACAUUGUAAGUCAGUUUGCUAAAGUUCUCCCGCACGAUGUGAAGGCCCGUCGACUGUUUGUGACGAGUGGAAGUUUGAAAAAAAUCCAAGAGAUUAAUGCAGAAGGGAACACAGCACUCAGUGAACACAUAAACACCAUCAACAACUGUUACCCUGAAGAAAUCGUCAAGUUCUACUCCCCUGGUUACUCGGACACACUGCUUGAAAGAAUAGGCUAAUGUUAACGUUAAUAACUAUUUUCUUUUUCGAAAAUGAUUUCAUCUCCUUGGACCCAAGAGCACAAGAUAUUUUCUUUUAUAAUUUGUUCCCUUAGACCAGAAAAUCUUACUAAUAUUUCCAAGUUUUCUGUAAGGUCUGUGGACUUUGAUUUCGAAAAAGAGGCUAUUUUUUGGUGAGGAAAACCUUGAACUGUUAUAGGGAUUCAAGCCAGUUAAGAAUGAAAAAAUUAAAAGUUAGAUUACCUUCAGCAGCGUGUACUAACACUUUCAAGUAGCACUAUUGAAGCAUGUAAAUAUCUCAAAAACUAGGUUUCCAUUUCCUGUAACGUAAUGGAAAGUAAAGUUUUAUUGUAUAUUGGACUUUGUGACUCAAAUACGUCAUUCAAUCAAUCAAUCAAUCAAGCUUUAUUAACGGUAUCACUUCAAUAAAAAUUAAAACAUGCUCUUCCA